Nelumbo nucifera (sacred lotus) is the source of this 581-nucleotide messenger RNA. RefSeq lists its product as uncharacterized. NCBI's taxonomy places the organism in Eukaryota, Viridiplantae, Streptophyta, Magnoliopsida, Proteales, Nelumbonaceae. The record is from RefSeq and is a predicted model, not a curated record.
UAUCCUUCUCUGCUAUCGAGAUUUCACUCAUUUUAUCUCUCUCUCUUUCUCUCCCCAAAUUAAGAAAUGAGUUCUCUUGCAAAGAAACCUUAUGCUUACUCAAAGCUGGAGAUUGAAGACCCAGAAGAGAGAAAGCAUCGACGGGCACAGUUCUUGAUCAACAAAAUACUGGAACAAGCUGAUACCCGGAGAAGACAAUCGUCUCUAAGAGUGAGAAUAUGCCGGUUAAAGGUAAAGAUUGGGAAGAGGUUCAAGAGGCUGAGGAAGACUAUGUUGCUCACCAUUUCUACGGCUAGAGCUAGCUUGUACAGGCAAGUUCUGAGACAAUUCAUGAAGAUGUGGAAGCGCUUGAUUAGCGGCAGAGAGACCAUAGUCAGUCUUCCUCCUCUGUUCACUUGAGCUUUUUCUUGUUUUUGCUUCUUCAUCUUCUUCUUCUUCUUCUUCUUCUUCUACCUGCUAUGUCAAGGUUCUGGCUUGUUACCAUGAAACUGUCGUUUCUACCAUUCUACCUCCCUAUUCUGUCAAGCUUGCACAGAGAACAAGUUUUAUUGGAAAAUGCUUGCAUUUCGCUAAUUACUAAU